Molecule: messenger RNA, 2239 nt
Organism: Exserohilum turcica Et28A
Lineage: Eukaryota; Fungi; Ascomycota; Dothideomycetes; Pleosporales; Pleosporaceae
Exons: 3
Coding region: 1-1938 (645 amino acids)
Source: RefSeq, a predicted model, not a curated record
AUGACAGUACAUGCGAAGCAGACGCGUAGGCUGGUUGUGGCUGGCCCCAUGUCAUUGGAGCAUCUCUGGGUCAAGCCUCACAAGACGCGGUCCAAGUCUACCAAGAGUACCAGCACAGACGGCUACAGUCUGACGGGCGGGGUAGCAGCAGUAGGAUACGGAGCAAAGCCACAGAACCCCCCGCACUGGCAUGACGCCAUGCUCGACGAAAACCUCCCCACCUUUUUCCUCAAGCCCUCGACCGAGAAGAUCAAACACCAUGAAUCCUUCUACUUUACCCAGCACGGCUCCGAGCCAGAGGCCCAGUAUGCCCUCCGCCACGUCGACCCAGCCUCGCCCACGGCCAAAAACACCUAUGCGGUAGCCUUGUUUGAUUCGCGCAACCCCGACGUCCUCUUUGGCGAGGUCAUGGCCAAACCCGGAUGGUCGCUGCCGACGCUCUCUCAGGACGAGAUCCGCAAGAAUGGCGGAGUCCCGCCGCCGCCCAUGCCCAUCUACCCCACCGAGUUCGCCAUCCAGCUGUACAACCCCGACUCGCGCGUCAUCGUCUCGCAGUCGACGUCCAAGUGGAGCAGCAGUAUCACCUGGGAGUUCAGCCUGCCCGAGGUGACGUUUCGCACCCCAAGCAGCUCCCACCUCGACCGCACCAGGACAGACCCCGGUGCCGAUGUCAACACGCCCAGGGUCAAUUUUCAGUGGCGCAAGGAGGGCAGGCUGGGCAAGGACAUGACGUGCUACAUGGUAGGCAAGUCAACCGACCCCACGGGCAGAAAGGCGAAAAAGUCAAAGGAAGGCGACAUUGCCGUCGCCAUGUUCUCGGGCCUCAAGGAGCUGACCGUCAUGGAGCCGCAUCUGUACCGUGUGGAGAUUGAGGACUACAAGGGCCUGGAAGUGACACUGCUCCUGGGCGCAGCCGUCAUACGCGAUUUGUUCUUUGGCGACCUGAGCGAACAAUUCCACAUUGACGGCAAUGCACGUAAGAACGGUGGAGGGCUUCGCACAAGAAAAGGCUCGUCUCCGUUAGAAGGGCCAAAUGUCACCAAACCAGUCAUGACUCCAGAACCCCCGCCACCGCCAGCCUACACCCCGCCAAAGACACAGAUUCCAGCUGAGAAGGCGCCACUUCAGAACAAUGGAGGUCCCAGUUCAAGCUCCCACACACGGCCACCCUCAUACGCCAGCAACAAUGCUGCAAAGCGUGCCUCACUUCCACCACUUGUGACUGGCCAAAACAAUCCAAAUCGCCUCUCACAACUAUAUGAACCCCCACAGCAACCUGCCCAGCAGCGCCCGAUGCAGCGCCCCGCACAGCAGCAGCAGCGCCCUGUACAGCAACGACCCACACAGCAGCGACAACCUGGACCAAGGCUGGACCCGCGAGCACAGUGGCAGAUUGAUGCCGAAACUGCUCGUCUCAAAGCUCAGGUCGAGGCUGAGCAAAAACAACAAGCCGAGGCCAGUCGCAGGGCGCGUCAGAGGAGAGAGGAAGAGGAAGAGCGCAAGACUAAACAAUUCCUUGACCAAGAGCGAAAGCAGAAAGAGCGAGAGGCGAGGGAGCGACAGAAAAAGCAGGCAGAGAUUGACAAGGAGACGGAGCAUCUCAAGAAACAGUUUGGCGAUCAAUCAGGCCUCUACCGCCCCACUGCGCAGCCCCAACGCCAAUCUGUCCAAUUCGCAUCAGGUGGACGGCCGAGCCCGCGACCUAGUCCAGCAGCUCGCCCCGCACCUGUUCCUAUGCAGCCUCAGCGCGUGCAAGUGCAGGCUCCUUAUCUACAAGUACCACAACAACAACGACCAGCAGCAGCAAGCCAGAGUAGUUUCUUCAGCAACGGUCUCCCCAAGCCUGUAGCCAAGGCCAAAAAGAGUUUCUGGGGUCUCCGGACCCAGAGCGAGUCGAGUGCGGAGAAGCUCAAGAAAAAGAAGAGUAGCAUGUUCUGAUUUCUGGGUUCCGUGUCUGCAUUGCAGGUUGUUUGGGCGUUUCGACAAAAUUUCCUUCUUCCUUUUUCUUUACUCAUUGCAUGCUUUCAUGCUUGUAUGAUAUACCCCCCUUUUUUUUCUGUCAUGUUUUACGCCUUUUACAUUUCCAUGUCUGCAAGUGUAAUAGACUCCUGUUGUACUUGAGCACACGUCGUGUUCCGCAUUUUUUUUGUUUGAAUUGCAAGUCUCAAUUGUUAUUCGAAGAGAAGAUGAAUUUCUACGUUCUAGGCUAGGAAUUAUACAUAGGAACUAUACAUACCGC